This is a messenger RNA of Naegleria lovaniensis, 1584 nucleotides long. RefSeq lists its product as uncharacterized. Bases 1 to 1584 code for a protein of 527 amino acids. Gene Ontology annotation, molecular function: ATP binding; protein serine/threonine kinase activity. The transcript has a single exon. Lineage: Eukaryota; Heterolobosea; Eutetramitea; Acrasida; Naegleriidae. Gene Ontology annotation, cellular component: nucleus; plasma membrane; cytoplasm. Gene Ontology annotation, biological process: protein phosphorylation; intein-mediated protein splicing. The record is from RefSeq and is a predicted model, not a curated record.
AUGUCCAAAAGGGAAUCGGACGCGUCUGAUUUUGUCCCGAUAUUGUCAUCACCAACAUCUCCUCAUCAUCAGGAAGAAGAGGAAGAAAAUGCCAACAAAUCUGUUGCCAUGUAUUCCACGAGAAGGAGCAGUUUUGAGAAGAAAAUGACAGAAGUAAUGAUUUCACAAAAUAUGAACAAUAUUAGAUUUUCGGAAGAAACGAAUGAUGAAAAUCAAAUCAUUAUUGGUGAUCAGCAGGUUGUCAAUAAUAGCAAGCCUACUGAAAUUGUACAUAACAACAGUAUUUACUGUACAACAAAUAUCAUUAACGAUGGGAAGCAAGAAAACACUUCCAGUUUGUCAUCCUCGGAACCCCUAACAACUACAACAAUUGCAAAUAUUCCCCCUGAAAUUCGGAAUAGGAUUGGUGUGCUACCUCCACUUGCCAACAAAUCUCCUUCGAUAUCACCCCUACAACCACCAGAGCGUCCAAAAAUUGAUUACUCUAAAUUAGGAGCUUCAUCUUUUGAAAAAUUAAAACUCAUAGGAAAGGGAGAUGUUGGAAAAGUAUAUCUUUGUAGACUCAAAUCUACUGAGCUAUAUUUUGCAAUGAAAGUUUUACGAAAAGAUGAAAUGAUCAAAAGAAAUAAGGUCAAGCGCGUGCUCACAGAGAGAGAAAUAUUAGCCACAGUCGAUCAUCCAUUCAUCACCAAAAUAUUUUGCUCUUUUCAAACGAAGGAAUCACUUGUUUUUAUAUUGGAAUGGUGUGCCGGUGGUGAAUUUUUCCGAGUGUUAAAGAAACAACCUUACAGAUGUCUUCCAGAAAAUAUUGUACGAUUCUACGCUGCUGAGGUUGUUUUAGCAUUGGAAUAUUUGCAUUUGAAAGGAUUCAUGUACAGAGACUUAAAACCAGAAAACAUUUUACUUCAUCAUACGGGUCACAUUCGACUGACAGAUUUUGAUUUGUCAAAGCAAUCUGUUCAACCCGUAACACCAACAUUAGUCAAGUCUUUUUUCUCUUCUGAAAAGCAAAGUAAGGUCGAAUUGAAGCAAAUUCAGGAAUCAAACUCAUUUAUAGGAACCGAGGAAUAUUUAUCACCUGAAGUUCUUUCGGGGUCAGGCCAUAACUGCUGUGUGGAUUAUUGGACGUUAGGCGUUUUACUUUAUGAAAUGCUCUUUGGAUCCACCCCAUUCAAGGGCAAUACACAACAAGAGACAUUUCAAAAUAUUUUACACAAUACUGUCACAUUUCCAACCAAGACUACCUAUCCGAUCAGCAAGCAAGCAAAAGAACUAAUUUCCCAAUUACUAAUUAGAGAUAAGGAUAAACGAUUGGGUAGCGCACAUGGUAUUGCCGAUAUCAAAGCACAUCCAUUCUUUAAAGAUAUUAAUUGGGCUCUCAUAAGAAACGAAGUUCCUCCCAUCAUUCCAGUUUUAAAAUCUAAAACAGACACUUCCUAUUUUACUCAAUAUAAGGAAAUACCCCAAGACGAAAUUGAUGAAGAAGAACCUAUGAAGGAAGGUGAAGAAGAAUCCUCUGACAACCCAUUCAAAAACUUUAGAUAUCAAACGAAAAAAGAUCUUAAUUCAUUCGAUGAAAAAUAA